Caenorhabditis elegans is the source of this 549-nucleotide messenger RNA. The record is from the annotation of a RefSeq genome assembly. NCBI's taxonomy places the organism in Eukaryota, Metazoa, Nematoda, Chromadorea, Rhabditida, Rhabditidae.
AUGAUUGCCUCCUCCAAGAUGCUCCCAUGCGUCGCCAUGCUCGUCCUCAUCUGCGCUCACAGUGCGUUCUCCUCCGUAAUUGUUGUGAAGCGUGGAGAAGCUUAACCGGAAGACAAGAAACUGGAACUUCUGGAUUCUGUCAACAAUGUUCGUAGUCAAAUCUCGAAGGAGCUUUCAAUUUCCAAUAUGAAUAAGCUGGAGUACAGUAUGGAACUUGAGAACAAAUUGAAGAAAGAGAUGACUUGUGAGAAAUUUACCGCUUUUGUGGAACUACUUCGCAAACAUCUGGAAAACGAGCCAAAGGAGGUGCAAGAUCUCGCAGCCAUUAGUCUUUUCGGAGCAAUUGUGGAAUACUACCUUAACCCUCUGGACACUCACAUCGCUUUCGUUUCUCUAACUUGCGAAGGAGUUGAAGUCAACAUGCCAACCCCUGAAACUUCAUUGGACAAAGCCGCCGAUCAAUCUGACUUCAAGCACGGCCAACCAGGAUCUGCUUGUCCAUCUGGAAGAACUGCAACAUCUGCCGGUUUGUGUGCUCGUUCGGACUAG